AAUAUAUUGCUAAGAAACUGGGAUAUUUUGAAAGAAUUGGAAGACUUACCAUGAGUUUAAACACUUCAAUUCAUGUCACUAGUGAUAGUCAAAGGUUGAAGACUGCCUCACCUGAUCUAAAACAAAUGCUUAAAAGUGAAACAGAUAUGGAUAUUACUGCUGAUCUCAGAAAGAAACUCCAUCGGGCAAAGAAAGAAAAAUUGGAAAUAACAACCAAGCAUAAUGCUGAGCUGGCAAAUUAUGAGAGCCAGAUUGCGAAGUUGCGAUGUGAGGUUGAAAAAGGAGAGGCAUUGCGGCAAAGUCUAGAGUAUGACCUGGCUGUUGCGAGAAAGGAAGCUGGUCUUGGAAGACGGGCUGCUGAAGAGAGAUUGGCUGAGGCUCAUAGGAUCCACGAAAAGCUCUGUGCUCAAAACACAGAACUUCAAGGAAAAGCAAGUGAGAUUGAGAAAUUAUUCCAGAUAUCUCAGCAAAAAUGGAAAGAAGAAUGUAGAAGAUUUGAGUGUGAUUUGGAAGAAAGAGACAAUAUCAUUCAAAAUUGCAAUCAAGAAUAUGAUUUACUUAUGAGAGAAAAAAGCAAAUUAGAGAAAAUGUUACAGGAUGCAUUGGAAAACCAUCAACAGGAGAAGAAUGAGAUGGAGUCUUUUAUCAGGGAGACAGCAUUGGAGGAGUUUAGAUUACAAGCAGAAAAAUGGGAAACAGAAAGAAGAGAGUUACAGUCUAUAGUACAGGAACAAGACAGUGCUGUACAAUGUAUGCACAAGAAAGUAGAAAAAUUAGAAGCAGAACAUAUGAACUGCUCUGACCUUUUACGGCGACAAACAAGUGAACUUGAACUUAGCACUCAACGUGAAGAAUGUCUUCGAAAAGAAUUUGAGGUAACUACUCUAAGAAUGAGGAAAUUAGAAGAAAAUAUUGAAGCAGAAAGAGCAGCACAUUUGGAAUCAAAAUUUAAUUCUGAAAUUAUUCAGUUACGAAUUCGAGAUCUUGAAGGAGCAUUGCAGGUAGAAAAGGCCAGUCAAGCAGAAGCUGUUGCUGAUUUGGAAAUGAUCAAGAAUGAAUUCAAAGAAGUUGAAAAUGCAUAUGAGCGAGAAAAGCUUAAUGCACAAGAGAGCUUUACAAAACUAAAUUUAUUAGAAAGAGAGUUUCUCUCCAAAAACAAGAAACUAAAUGAAGAGAUCGAGGAACAGAAGAAAGUAAUUAUAGACCUUUCAAAGAGACUUCAGUAUAAUGAAAAAAGUUUCAGUGAAUUACAGGAAGAACUUGUAAUGGCUAAGAAGCACCAAGCCUUUCUAGUGGAGACAUGUGAAAAUAACGUCAAAGAAUUGGAUUCGAUCUUGGACAGCUUUACUGUGUCGGGCCAGUGGACAUCAGGCAUCCACAAGGACAAAGAUAAAGUUCCCAGCUUCUCAGUUGUCCUUGAGACUUUGAGGCGUACCUUGACAGAUUACCAGAACAAGCUGGAAGAUGCAUCUAAUGAGCUAAACAACAUGAAUGAUGCCAAGGAAAACACAUUCAAUGAACUCAAUUCUGCCAAACAGAAGAUAGAUUCUCACACUAAAAAUAUAAAGGACCUUCAGGAUAAAUUGAAUGAUGUCAAUAAAGAGCUUAGUCAUUUGCGCACUAAAUGUGCUGACAGAGAGGCGCUAAUAAGUACUUUGAAACUGGAGCUGCAAAAUGUGCUACACUGUUGGGAGAAAGAAAAGGCAAGAGCAACUCAAGCUGAAUGUGAACUAAAGAAGCUUUCCCAGGCUUUCCAUAAGGAUGGCGAGGAGAAGCUAACUUUCCUUCAUACCUUGUAUCAGCACUUGAUAGCAGGUUGUGUGCUCAUGAAACAACCAGAAGGCAUGCUGGAUAAAUUCUCUUGGUCUGAGCUUUGUUCAGUCUUGCAGGAGAAUGUUGAUGCCCUGAUUGCAGACCUCAACAGGGCUAAUGAGAAGAUAAGUCAUCUGGAAUAUAUCUGCAAAAAUAAGUCUGAUACCAUGAAAGAACUUCAGCAGACCCAGGAGGAUACCUUCAGUAAAGUAGCAGAGCAGAUGAAAGCCCAAGAAAACUGCUGGCACAAACAGAAAAAGGAACUGGAAUUUCAGUACUCUGAACUUCUCCGGGAGGUACAGAAGAGGGCACAGAAAUUUCAAGAAAUUGCUGAAAAAAAUACAGAAAAAUUAAAUCGCAUUGAAAAGUCACACGAACAGUUGGUUCUUGAAAAGUCACACUUCAAAAACGUGUUAUUACAGACUCAGAGGGAACAGACAUCCUUGUUGGCAGCCUGUGCAUUGAUGGCUGGUGCACUAUAUCCUCUCUAUAGCAGGUCAUGUGCUUUGUCGACACAGAGAGAUCUUCUCCAGGAGCAGGUCAACACAUUUGAGUUGUUCAAGUUGGAAGUAAGAGCUUUAGCCCAUGCUUUGUCAACUGUAGAGGAGAAAAAGCAAGAGGAAGCCAAGAUUCAGAAAAAGCCGUUCAAAGGACUGAUUCGUAUUUUCCGGAAAGGAGUUAUUGCAGUUUUGGCUACAAACAGACUGAAGCAUUUGGGUCAGUCAUGUGCCUCUCUUUUUACCUGGAUGGAGAGUUUCAAAGAAGGCAUAGGCAUGUUAGUGUGUACAGGAGAGCCCAAAGACAAGCAUAAAUUUCCAAAACAUCAAAAGGAACAGUUACGCUGUUUCCAAGCACUCAGUUGGCUCACCAGUUCUGACCUUCUUAAUGCAAUAAUCACUUCUAUGGCUGAACUACAAGAUGUCAUUAGUAAAACAGAUCCAAAUUCCAGAAUUAGUGGACAUUUACUCAUAGGUGCAGCCAAGAAUUCCUUUGCAAAACUCAUGGAUAAAAUUAGUUUGGCAAUGGAGAGUAUACCUUUACAGAGUAGUAGGAGUAUUACAUAUGUAGAAAAAGAUUCCCUGGUUCAGCGGCUGGCUCGUGGACUUCAUAAAGUAAACACAUUGGCCUUGAAAUAUGGUCUAUCUGGGCAUGUGCCCGUUUUGAAAAGCACAGCAUCUUUGCAGAAGCAAAUACUUGGAUUUACGCAAAGAUUACAUGCUGCAGAGGUGGAACGUCGUUCGUUGCGCUUAGAGGUCACAGAAUUCAAAAGAAAUGCGAAUGAAAUGAAAAAGGAGCUUGAAAAAGCACAAGGACUCCAAAUGCAAUUAAAUGAAUUUAAGCAUUCUAAAUUGAUCACCCAUGAGAAGUUUGAAAGUGCAUGUGAAGAGCUGAAUAAUGCAUUACUUCGGGAACAGCAAGCACAAAUGCUGUUGAAUGAACAAGCACAACAACUACAGGAAUUAAAUUACAGACUUGAAUUGCAUUCCAGUGAGGAAGCUGACAAAAACCAAACUCUUGGAGAAGCUGUAAAGAGUCUCUCCGAGGCAAAGAUGGAGCUGAGAAGAAAAGAUCAAUCUCUGCGUCAGCUCAAUAGACAUCUAACCCAGCUGGAGCAGGACAAGCGUCGACUGGAGGAGAACAUCCAUGAUGCAGAGAGUGCCCUCCGCAUGGCAGCCAAAGACAAAGAAUGUGUUGCUAAUCAUAUGAGAACAGUAGAAAAUAUGCUUCAUAAGGUCAGAGAUCAGAUCUCACUGUCACGGACUGCGGCAAGUAGGAAUGACUUCACCCUGCAGCUACCCAAACUCCACCUGGAAACCUUUGCAACGGAGGGGCUCAAGGGCGGGCCAGAGGUUGUAGCAUGCCAGGCUAUGAUUAAAAGCUUCAUGGAUGUCUACCAGCUUGCAAGUAACAGAAUCACUACACUAGAGAAAGAAAUGACGUCACAUCGAAGUCACAUUGCAACCUUGAAAUCAGAACUUCACACAGCUUGUUUACGGGAAAAUGAAAGUUUGCAAUCAAUAGGAUCACGAGACCAUUCAAAUCUCUCCAUUCCUUCAAGAGCUGCUCUUCCUGCUGGCAGAAUAAAUGUUGGGGAUUUCUUGCCUUUGAAAGCUGAACUUGAUACUACUUACACUUUCUUAAAGGAGUCAUUGAUACAGCCUGCGCCCCGAACUUCAUCAUCAUCUUACUCCUCUCCAGUGACUAUGUCUUCUAAUGCCAAAAGACUGACUCUGACUGGAUUAUAA
Suncus etruscus (white-toothed pygmy shrew) is the source of this 4058-nucleotide messenger RNA. It is a transcript of the gene CCDC171, whose product is annotated as coiled-coil domain containing 171. Bases 51 to 4058 code for a protein of 1335 amino acids. The transcript is spliced from 25 exons. The record is from RefSeq and is a predicted model, not a curated record. Lineage: Eukaryota; Metazoa; Chordata; Mammalia; Eulipotyphla; Soricidae.